GCGUUCUCAGCUGCAGGACCGCUUCUCUGCUUUCCAGUUUGCAGAUGAGCUGCAGCUUGAUCGGCCCACGCGUUCCUCACCGCAGCAGAACGGUUCUGGUACCUCUGGGUCGGUGAGUCAGACCUUCAGGGAAGGCGUCAGGCGGUCCAUCUGCGGCGCCGACCCGACAUGAUCCGGUAAGAGACCGUCUGACUGCAGAGGGAACCGACGGAGAUGGUGGUUCUCUGGGUCCAGUAGAUGUUCUGCUGAGUCCGACAGCGAGGAGGAGAACGUCUGAGGUUCUGGACCUUCGUCCACCGACUGAAUCUACGCUCCUGGUCCACGGCUGCAGAUGAAGGAUGGACAUCUGGCUGACCCUGCUCAUAUCGGCCGCCGUCUUCAUCGCCACCGUCCUCCUGGCCGUCGUCUGCCUGGACUGCGGAAACAAAGGUCCUCUGGCCUCCAUCAGUCAGACGGCUGCUUCAGAGGAAUACGUGCCAAGUUCUGGAUUCACCGUCAUCCAUCCACGCCAGCAACGCCCCGACCAGAACACCAUCCACUCCCCCUCCACCCUGAUGCCCCACCCAAAUACUGCUUUCAGCCCAAAUACUGCUGAUGGUGGUUCUGAGCGGAGACUGCGCCCCUAUACGCCAACAGAAACUGAGAGUAAUCCGAGUUACGAGAAUCCAGUACCGGGAACUGAUUUCCAAGACAGUGAUCCUGAAGACAACGGAUACAUAAAGGUACUUCCUGAAAUGGAUCAGAGCCGAGCCUCAACUCCCAGCUCAGAUAAUCAUAACUACGUGAACCUCGGAGAAGAAGAAAAAAAACAAGACACAGACUCAGAAUCUGAGCCCAACUAUCUGAAUGUGGACCAGCUCCAUCAGCCAAGUUCUACGCCUGACAUCUCAUCUCAGAGCGAGCCGGACGACGACGACGACGAUGAUGAUGAGGACAACUAUGUGAAUCAGCCAUCUAUGAUCCACUGUCAGCCCAGCGCCUGAUGGGAGGAACCGCCUCAACACCGCGAGUUCUGCAGCCUAAUCUUCAUCAGAACCUGAAACUGGAUCCACCCAGAGACCUCUCAGCUGCUGAAGCUUCCACCCAGUUUCUGCUUCAGCUAAAAAGCAGUUUCACUCUCACAGCAGCAGCCUUUUCAAUCUCUACAUUUAGGCCCAAAAGGAUUUAUACGUCUGGCAGAUUUAGUUUUAAAGUAAAUAUUUUCAUUUGACCAAGUUGCUGGCUGGAAGUUUUUAUUCUGGAGCAGUUUUCAUCCCCAAAGACAAACACGCAAAGCUGACAGUGAUCAGGUUUCCUUUUACUGAGAAGGGUAGAAAUUAUUUUAACAAACCUUUCUUUUGCUUAAAAGCUACAUAAAAACGGAUUGGCUUCUUUUCUAAUCAUCAAGCAACUUGGUCGAAUGAAAAUCUUUAUCUAAAUGUGCCAGGGGCAUGAAUAGUUUUGAGCUUACCUUUGUGUCACUGAUAGAAGCCCCAUAGAAGCAGGAUUAAAGGGACAAAAGGAGGUGAAAACAUGAACAUUUCCAGGUUCUGCCACAUAAGUGAAGCUCCAGGACCAAAGAAAAGAUUAUUGAUCAUCCAAGACGUUUUCUAUACACGCCUGCAGCUUCAGAAACCAACUAGCUUUAUUGGAACAGAUACAAAUCCCCAAGUUUACGGGAAUGAAACCAAAUAAAACCUCUCUGCCUUACUUGAAUAAAAAAAAAAAAACAGGAAAAUUAGAGAUGAACCGGUCCAUGACACCUCCUGCUGCGGUCUCCAUCUUCAACAACUGUUUCGUUGUUCAGGUUAGACCACAUAGAUCAGGGUAUCAUCUGCAUCAUCAUCUAACCACCAAAACGGGUCAGACUCUUCAGAACCAGCUGAUUUCCCUGCUUACCUGUCAAGAAAUAAACUGAGAUGCUAAUAAAAGUUAGUCUGGAUGAACUGGAAACCCUGUGGGACGGAGCAAUCUGAUCCAGAGCCAAACACUCAGCCCUGUGGGACGCCAUGAUUAGAACAGGAGUGGAGAAACUGUGACCCAUCAAACAAUAAGGGCUGAAACCGGGCCGCAGCUCUGAUGCUAGUUCAGAGUUACAGCCGGGUUUUGUUUUGGUUGAGCUUUGAACGGGACCAGCAAAGAUCCUUAAAAGUCCUGAUGCAUGUUUUUCAUCCAGCCUGUCACACCUUGGUGAUUUUGGUCAUAUAAGACAUCACAGUGCCGAGUACUGCUCUCAGGAUGUCCUUAAGAUUAACAGGAUUAUUUAAAACCAUCAUACAGAUGAAAGCGUCUGGAUCAGGUUGGUUGCUGCUCCGACGCUCCAUGUUCACCUCCUGAGAAAUUCCUUUAAAUGUGACCUUUCAAAAUCCAGAUUCCUGAAAGACUCGUUAAGGUUGGGAACACUAACAUGAAAAAGUCCAGAUUAAUCCAGAUUAGCGCCGAGGUGUGGAGCCUCCCAGCCGUUAGGCAUCAUGUUAAGAACAUGUUUAGUUUCUUUUAUUAAUUCAAUGUAACCUUCCAAAUGAUCCAUAGUUUUUUUAUUGGUGCCAAAAAUCCUGAGGCCCCGAAAACGUUUCAGCUUUGAUUUUACUGACGACUCCUGAGAAUGUCUUAAUCCACCGUCUGUUUCAAUGUUGUUUCCUUAGUCUGUCAACGUGUGAUCUAGAAAUGUUUUUAUCUGAAUUAAAGUGAAAGUACAGAA
This is a messenger RNA of Fundulus heteroclitus (mummichog), 2680 nucleotides long. Its product is annotated as WASH complex subunit 3. The coding region runs from base 339 to 983 and encodes 214 amino acids. The record is from RefSeq and is a predicted model, not a curated record. NCBI's taxonomy places the organism in Eukaryota, Metazoa, Chordata, Actinopteri, Cyprinodontiformes, Fundulidae. The transcript is spliced from 14 exons.